GGCCAUCUGCUCUUGGUUAUUUUUGUGUUAGCCACUUCCCCUUAAAUGUAUGUUCACAACUGAGCCGCAGCCUUAUCAGCUGGGCUCGAGGGAAGACUGGCGUAGGUGCUGCUCCUGAACUUGGUGUCUGAGCCAUGGCUUCCCAUAGACACUCAGGUCCUUCCAGCUAUAAAGUAGGCACCGUGGCUGAGAAGUUCAACUGCCACUACUGCAGAGACAACCUGCAGGGGAAGAAGUACGUGCAGAAGGACGGCCACCACUGCUGCCUCAAGUGCUUCGACAAGUUCUGCGCCAACACGUGUGUGGAGUGCCGCAAGCCCAUCGGCGCCGACUCCAAGGAGGUGCACUACAAGAACCGCUACUGGCACGACACCUGCUUCCGCUGCUCUAAGUGCCUCCAGCCCUUGGCCAGUGAGACCUUCGUGGCCAAGGACAACAAGAUCCUGUGCAACAAGUGCACCACUCGGGAGGACAACCCCAAGUGCAAGGGCUGCCUCAAGCCCAUUGUAGCAGGAGAUCAGAACGUGGAAUACAAGGGCACUGUCUGGCACAAAGACUGCUUCACCUGCAGCAACUGCAAGCAAGUCAUUGGGACAGGAAGCUUCUUCCCUAAAGGGGAGGACUUCUACUGCGUGACUUGCCAUGAGGCCAAGUUUGCCAAGCACUGCGUGAAAUGCAACAAGGCCAUCACAUCUGGAGGAAUCACUUACCAGGAUCAGCCCUGGCAUGCCGAGUGCUUUGUGUGUGUUACCUGCUCUAAGAAGCUGGCUGGGCAGCGUUUCACCGCUGUGGAGGACCAGUAUUACUGCGUGGAUUGCUACAAGAACUUUGUGGCCAAGAAGUGUGCUGGAUGCAAGAACCCAAUCACUGGGAAAAGGACUGUGUCAAGAGUGAGCCACCCAGUCUCUAAAGCUAGGAAGCCCCCAGUGUGCCACGGGAAACGCUUGCCUCUCACCCUGUUUCCCAGCGCCAACCUCCGGGGCAGGCAUCCGGGUGGAGAGAGGACUUGUCCCUCGUGGGUGGUGGUUCUUUAUAGAAAAAAUCGAAGCUUAGCAGCUCCUCGAGGCCCGGGUUUGGUAAAGGCUCCAGUGUGGUGGCCUAUGAAGGACAAUCCUGGCACGACUACUGCUUCCACUGCAAAAAAUGCUCCGUGAAUCUGGCCAACAAGUGCUUUGUUUUCCAUCAGGAUCAAGUGUAUUGCCCCGACUGUGCCAAAAAGCUGUAAAGUGACAGGGGCUCCUGUCCUGUAAAAUGGAAUUUGAGUCUUGUUCCUUGUGUCCUUGCCCUCUGCCUGGCACCACCCAUAGGGCAAGAGCGGCCUUUCACCUCUUCAGAGUCGCUCCUUCUGUCUUUUCUCCCAUUUUACAGUUACUACUUGAGUUAAGGGCACACAGUGAUCAUAUUAGGAUUUAGCAAAAAGCAAGCCUGCAGCAAAGUUUAUUUCUCUAUGGCUGCAAUUAGGAAAUAAAUACUUAGGUAGAUUGAUUCUUCUGCAUGUUUAUCAUAGAGCAGAAAAGCGCUGACCAUGUAGCUGCUUAGUGAUGUAAGCAAGAAGCCUAAGAGAUAAAGCCCCACUGAGAUACCUCUUGUGGCUCAGCUGGGACCCACAUUGUCAUCACACGACACAAGAGUUGCAGCGGCUGCUCCAACUCAGCUGCUCACCCUGUUCUGUGAGCAGAAAGAACUUACUGAAAUGCAUGGUUUA
Messenger RNA from Bubalus bubalis (water buffalo), 1705 nucleotides. It is a transcript of the gene FHL1, whose product is annotated as four and a half LIM domains 1. The record is from RefSeq and is a predicted model, not a curated record. Lineage: Eukaryota; Metazoa; Chordata; Mammalia; Artiodactyla; Bovidae. Gene Ontology annotation, biological process: muscle organ development. Gene Ontology annotation, molecular function: transmembrane transporter binding.